Molecule: messenger RNA, 1872 nt
Organism: Scheffersomyces coipomensis
Lineage: Eukaryota; Fungi; Ascomycota; Pichiomycetes; Serinales; Debaryomycetaceae
Exons: 1
Coding region: 244-1464 (406 amino acids)
Source: RefSeq, a predicted model, not a curated record
AAAUAAUUUAAAAUUAAAUAAAAAAAAAUAAGGUAAAAAAUAUCCACUGAAAGAAAAAUAAAAAUAAUAAAUAAAUAAAUAAAUAAUUGAAAUAAAAAAAAAACCCUAAUAUCAAAUCAAACUAUUAGUUUUUAUUUCAUUCAUCUUCAUCAAGCUUUUUUAAACCAUUUUGAUCAAGAUAGAUAGAUAGAUAAACCUCAUAAUCGAAAUCAGAAUUAGAAUUAGAUUUACAUAACUAUCAUCAUGUAUCUUCCAUAUCCUUCUUAUGGCAAUAAUGGUAAUGCCAGUAAUGGUAAUGCUAAUAAUCAACAAAAUAAUACCGGUAGUCAGAAUUCUGUUACAGGCCAAUCUAAUACCAAAACAAUUCAUCCAACUCAUGCUCAAUUCCAAUCUACUCAACCUGGAAGCUUUUAUGCUGGUCGUACUUCUCAAAGUCCAGUUCCUCCUUUAGGUGGGGUUAGUCAUCGUGGAGUUUUAUCAACAGUUAAUUCAACUUCUUUGUCUUUACCUCAUCCAAAUGCUGUACCAUUUCAACAACAACAGUUACAAAAUCAACAAUCUAAUCAACAACAACAGCAACAACAACAAUACUUGGCUCCAAGUCAAUUCCAACAACAAGUAUCUCCACAAAAUCAACAUCAACAAAUGUAUCAACAACAACAAUCUCCAAAACAAAAACAACAAUAUGAUCAAAACGCAGUUUAUGCUCAACAACAAUAUACUCAACAACAAUACAAUCAACAACAAAAUAACCAACAACAACAACAGCAACAACAACAAGGUCAACAACCUCAAGGUAAAGAAAAGAAACCAAAACAAAAGAGAAUUACUAAGAAACAAUUACUUCAACAACAACAAGCUCUUGAAGAAGAAAGAAGAAGACAAGAACAACUUAGACUUGAAUUAGAAGCUCAAGCAAGAGCUCAGGCUCAAGCCCAAGCUCAAGCUCAAGUACAAGCACUUCAAGUUAUGCAAAAUCAAAAUGGUGAAAAGAAAAGAAGAGGACGUCCAAAGAAAUUAAUUCUUGAUCCAGAGACAAAUCAAUAUAUUGAUUCACAUCAUCCUCGUUUUAAACAAUUAAAUAAAAAUUUAAAAAUUACUACUGCUGAACUUGCUCAAUCGAGUGCUUUAACUGAUCAUCAUUAUUCUAUUGGUACUAAUCAAACUACCAUUAAUCCAUCCGCAACUACUACUACUGCUCCAAUUCAAGUAUCUUUACCAAUCCAAGGUAUUUCAAAUGGUAAACCUCCUAAACCUGAAAAGGAAUUAACUCCAGAUUUAAGUAGAUUAUUUGAACAACCAACUUAUUUAAGAACUUUAAGUGAUCCAUCAGUUCAAAAUUUAAUUCAAAAGAAAGAUAGAAGAGGUAGACCAAGAAAAUUCCCGGUUGAACAAACUGGGGUUACUAUUAAAGGUAUUAGAGUUAAUGGUAGUAUCAAAACUACAAAGGUUCAAAAGAAGUAAUUUAAUUUAAUUUAAUUUUGUUUCUGAUUUUCCCUUUGCCAUUCUCAUUCUUUCAUCAGACUUAUAUUCAUGUUUUGAUUUAUUAGUUAAUAUUUUUGGUUUUAUUUCGUUAAGACAGACUUUGCUCAUACAUUCCUCGUUUGUUUGUCGUUGCUAUUCGCCAUUUUAAUCAUCCUCCAUUUUGUUUCUAUUUUUAUUUUGUUAUCCCUUAUGGUUAUUUUGUUUCUAGUAGUUGCUUCCAUCAUGCAUUAUUAGUGAUAAUUUUAUAUUCCUUCCCCCUUUCUAAGUGUUAUUAUUAAUCUCUACAUCCUAUUAUUAUUACUAUUAUUAUUAUCAUUAUUAUUAUUAUUGUUUUUAUUUUUUACUACUCAUUAUGUUUAGCUUUCUUUCUUUCUUACAUAAUUUAUC